Molecule: messenger RNA, 819 nt
Organism: Closterium sp. Naga37s-1
Lineage: Eukaryota; Viridiplantae; Streptophyta; Zygnematophyceae; Desmidiales; Closteriaceae
Source: the annotation of a GenBank genome assembly
AUGGCCCACUCAACGCGCUUCGCCGUUCUCGCACUCGCCGCGCUCCUCGCGCUGUUCCCCGCGCACGCGGCGCCCGCCGCGCCGGCCUGCGCGCUCACGGGGCUUCCGCCGAAGAAGCCCGUCGUUCCGCCGGCGCGAUGCCCCGGGGCGGCGCAGCUGUCGUGCUGCUCGGACUGCUCCGACACGAGCCUGGCUCUGCAGCUGGUUUCAACCAACCUCGCGCAAGUCGUCCACCAGAUCAACCCCGGCCUCGACGGCAUAAUCGAUGAGGGUCUCAUGGUGUGCGAAGCGUUCAAGGUGUACCCCAAGUGCAUGCUGAUGAUCGAAGCGAUUGUCUGCGGCACCACGUGCAACCCAGAUUCGGGAAGCUACGUUUCGAAAUCCGCGUCGGGGGAGUACAUCAUGACGGUCUGCCCGGAAUAUGCGAACGCGACCUACGACAUGUGCAAGGACGUCGAAAUCAGUGGCUUCGCACUCAGCGGGCUCGUCCCGGACGCAAAUGCCAUGAUGACCAUGAUCGUUUCCAAUGUCAUCGCAGUCAUGGGUGUGACGAAUUUCAACAUCACCAUUGCUCCCGGCACAUGCUUCACAGGAGCUGCCUCCACGCCAGCCUACACCCCCUGCUGUGAUCCCCUCGCCGUUGACCCCAAGUGCCCCGCGGGGUCAGUGGAUACAGUAAACACCCCUCCUGCCUCUCCUAGCCCCACGCCUGCGAGCCCCUCGCCCCCUCCCCCUCCGCCCAAGUCUGGGGCUGGUUCUGCCGCUUCGCUGAUGUCGAUGGUGGCUCUGGCGGUUGGCGCCGCAGCAGUGCUUGCGUGA